Miscanthus lutarioriparius is the source of this 855-nucleotide messenger RNA. NCBI's taxonomy places the organism in Eukaryota, Viridiplantae, Streptophyta, Magnoliopsida, Poales, Poaceae. The record is from the annotation of a GenBank genome assembly.
AUGGAUGCAGUCGCCGGCACGGCGGGGUAUCGGGGACCAGCGGAAGUGCGCGCCCGCGCGCCCGGCAAGAUCAUCCUCGCGGGCGAGCACGCCGUCGUCGCCGCCGCCACCGAUCUCUACACCAGGUCCUCCCUCCUCCUCCGCCCCACAGGUGCUCCCGCCCACCCUGGCUUCUUCGGUUCUUCGUUUUGUCGCGUCGCCGCCGCUGGUACCCUUCUCACAGCUCCUCUCUCCCGGUGCCACGCAGGAGAGGGUGGCGGCGCUGACUCCGGCGCGGUGGAGCUGUACCUCAGGGACUCGGGCCUCACCUUCUCGUGGCCGUGCUUACGCCUCCGCGGGGCGCUAGGCGAGGAGAUCAGCGCCAACCCCGGGGUUCCGGCGCCGUGCUCCCCUGACCAACUGGCCACCAUUGCCAGGCUCUUGGAGGACCAGGAGAUCCCUGAGGCCAAGAUCUGGCUCUCUGCCGGCCUGUCCGCUUUCCUUUUCCUCUACACCUCCAUUCUGGGAUGCAGGCCUGGCAAGGCAGUGGUGACCUCGGACCUGCCCAUGGGUGCAGGGCUCGGCUCGUCGUCGGCAUUCUGUGUGUCCAUGUCAGGGGCUCUAUUGACGGCUGCUGGCGCAGUCAGUGUUGGAGCACACAGGGGUGCUGAGGGGUGGGAGGUGUUGGGGAAGGGUGAUCUUGAGCUGGUCAACCAAUGGGCGUUCCAAGGGGAAAAGAUCAUUCAUGGCAAACCUUUUGGCAUCGACAAUUCCGUCAGCACUUUCGGGUUGACCUCUAGUGGAAUUCGUAUUGAGGUUGUUCUUCGCAAUAACUUAAUGGUUGAUUGCUUAAUGGCACCGCCACUCUUGUCAUGA